Phytophthora sojae is the source of this 418-nucleotide messenger RNA. RefSeq lists its product as hypothetical. Gene Ontology annotation, cellular component: endoplasmic reticulum. Bases 18 to 212 code for a protein of 64 amino acids. The transcript has 2 exons. NCBI's taxonomy places the organism in Eukaryota, Oomycota, Peronosporomycetes, Peronosporales, Peronosporaceae. Gene Ontology annotation, biological process: endoplasmic reticulum unfolded protein response. The record is from RefSeq and is a predicted model, not a curated record.
AUCCAGGAGAACGAACCAUGGCUGCCCCCGCGAAGAUGCGUCUGCGCUCCGAGAAGCACCUGGCCAACAUCACCAAGCGCGGUCACGUCUCGCAGCCCCAGAAGGAGGACAAGGGCUACAGCGUGGGCCCCGUGCUUAUGGGCUUCUUCCUGUUCGUGCUGGUGGGCUCCUCAGUGAUCCAGAUCCUGCGCACGGCGCAGCUCGGCCUCUAAGCGCCUCUGCCUGCCCGACUGCCUUCCUGCCUGUACAUCCAUUCCCGUUUGUAUGGAGCGACGACAGAGCGAAUAUCUUGCCUGCGCAACAAUUCAUCAACCCCGUCUCCAGCGAUCCAAGCGCUGGUGUCUCCAGGCGGAACGAGCGGCAGGUUGCUGCGCUAUCGUUGCUAAUUUAAUAGUAUGAGCUACGUUUACCCUCAACC